AUGAAGUGCCAGUUUCGUUAUUUUUUUUUAUUCCUAAUAUCCUUAUUUUUUUUUAUGAACAGUUUACAGUUUAAUUUUAAUUUUAUAAAGCCAAGUAAUAAUGUGUCUGAGCGUGGAGAGACAAAAGGAGAAAACAUACAAUAUGUUGAUAAAUGUGUAAGUAGUAUAAUUUUCGACAUAAUUAAUAGCAAUAUCAGUAUUAAAGAUUUACCUUCUUAUAUUUUACUAAUAACUUCAAAAAAAAAUAAUAUAAAAAAUAUUUUUGAUAAAAUUAUAUAUGAUCAAGACUUAUCAAUAAUUGUCAAAGAGUCUGGUAGUUAUAUCUAUUUGAAUUAUCUCAAAACUGUUAUUUUUACUAUUAAUGAAAAUACAAAUAUAAAAUAUUUAAAGAGAAUUUUAAAAGUACUUAUAGACAAUGAUGUAUGCAUAGAAUUUGAUCAGAGAGUCAGAAUUUUAUAG
Plasmodium yoelii is the source of this 459-nucleotide messenger RNA. RefSeq names its product conserved Plasmodium protein, unknown function. Lineage: Eukaryota; Apicomplexa; Aconoidasida; Haemosporida; Plasmodiidae. The record is from RefSeq and is a predicted model, not a curated record. The transcript has a single exon. The coding region runs from base 1 to 459 and encodes 152 amino acids.